Messenger RNA from Cuscuta campestris, 5105 nucleotides. The record is from the annotation of a GenBank genome assembly. Lineage: Eukaryota; Viridiplantae; Streptophyta; Magnoliopsida; Solanales; Convolvulaceae.
GAGCAUCUUUCUGAUUGAAUUCAUGCGAUUUGCCAAUAGCAUGUUUCGAAAAUUUUUGCUUCCUAAUUUCCUUGGCUGAAAUUCAAGCCAUCAUAUGAAUCGCAAGAAUAUAAACUGUUGAUGUGAUUUACUAAUUAUUUCAGGCUUCAAAACCUUUUGCUUCCUAAUUUCCAUGGAUGAAACUUCUUAAGGUUGUGUUAGUAAAUUUUAUCAUUUUCAUAAAUAAGAAUUUCUGAUUCACAAAUCUUAUUAUGUUUUUAGGCUGUUUUUCUCAAGCCUCCCCUAAAUAUUGUUGGAGGCUGGAGUUUUAUAUUUGCCAAAGGUAGUCCGCCGUAACACUAUGACUGACACCGCUUUAGAAUUCUCUCUUCCCCAACAUAUGCAGCCUCAAUCUCAGGUCAGAUUCUUCCCCUUUUUGUUCUUAAGGUCAAGUUUGCAAUAAUUGUAUCAAUUUUGUAUAUAUAAGAAUUCUCACUUCUUAAAUCUUAUGAUGUUCUUGGUUAUUUGAGUUCUCAGAGGCUCAUUAUUUGAAAUUUAAUAUGGUGUGAUGCUCAAAUUAUAAUUUGGGAUUCCACUAAUUAUUGGUUUCGAACAUGCAAUUCGAUAAUUUUUUUGAAAUUUUGAUUAUUUGAUGUGAGUGUAGUGUUGGAGAGAAGAUCAAUUUUUAUUGAAAAGUUCACAUAUGCAAUCCACCAUAUAUUCUCAGUUGAAUUUGUUUUGAAAUCAUAUACUUCAUAUACUACGUAUGUUCUUAGAACAAUUGGCAUUAUGUAGCUGUAAAUACUCAUCUCCAAUAUGUAGAAUUGCCCAAGCAAACUCAGAGUGAAAAAAAGUCAACUAUUUACUCUGUAUUCUUUUUUUGGUGAAAAAUCAUUUUCCGUUUCUAUUUCCACCCAGAGACCCAUCAGGUCAACCUCCAGAGACCCAUCCAGACAGGUCAACCUUCCAGUUGCAUUUUUAUAAAUCAUAAUAUAAACUUCAGCGAUCUAGCUAAUUUCUUUGCUUAAUUGAUAUGUCUUCCAAAAUCAUUCACCCUUUGAUGAAGAUCACUCUGACGAGUGAAUGUUAAAGAGUUUUGGUUCGAGUGAUUCGACUGAAUACCUUGCCGAUGUACAAUGAUGACAAGGGGAUGAAUUCAAUUGAGACGGUACUCAUGGACGAACACGUAAGUAGAUCCUUACAUGCGUGUUUCUUUUAUUUAUUGAACCAAUGAUUAUAUAACCCGUGUUUCAAAGUUCUUCUAAAUCAAUAUUUCUGAGUAUUUAUUGGCGAGUGUUCUUUGUGUUAGAUGAAUCGAUGGUGUGCGUGCUUCAAGUUUCUUUUAGCCAAACAAUGAAUUUCUAAUCUUGAACCAAUCAAGUAUUUUGCACAGUUGUGUGAAUGAGUUGGUUUAGUAAACACGGUUGGUUCAAUGAGUUGUCUUUCCAUUGUUAUUGUUUAAUAAAGUGUUUCCAAUGUUCUGUUUGUUUCAAUUUUCUUUUAACUAAUCAGCGUCUUUCCACUCAUGAAGCAAUUCAGUAUUCUGCACAGUAAUUUGAGUCAGUUGGUUCAAUAAACACAGAUGGUUUAGUCAGAACACUGGAUUUGUAUUGUGUUAGAUCUCAGAGUCUUUCAAAUUGUAUUGUUUAAUGAGUGUUAUGGCUAUUCAAAAGUAGGUCAUACUCCGUAAUACUUUUCAGGUUAACUAAACGCAAUGUUGGAUGGGACUGGGGUGAUUCCCCUUAAGAGCCAAUUUUAGAGAGGAUCUGGGAGAGGAGGGAAAUACCAUUGCUUAAAGUUCUGUUUAAAAAUGAACCCUUCAAUUAUUAUAGUAGUUUUUUUAUUCUAUUAGGCUAAUGUGAGAUUUAACCAAUAUGCAAAGCUGCAUUAUAGUUGUGUUAAACCUCUAGAAAUAUGUCACAGCACAUGGUGUUUUGUCACUUUUGCACAUGGUGUUUUGUCACUUUUGUGGACACACUUUUGAAAACUCUCACCUAAUUAUCUUCCAACGAAAGGAGAUGGUUAACAAGCUCCAUGCUUUAGUCAAAGCUUUUUAAGGAAGCGAUCCCGCAAAAAUCUAACAGUUCUCAACUCUGCACCAUUUCCCUCUCGUCCGUCUUUCCCUAGAUUCGAAAAUGGUAGCCACCUUUCUCUCAGUCUUCCCCUGCCCGCCAAAACCAUUCUGCACUUGGAAAUCCUAGUUUCAUAUUCUACACAUCGAAUUUCCAAUCUCAGCUCCCAUUUUCACUGAAGUUCACUGUUAUCUGUCGAUCUAGGGUUUCAGCUGUUCCAUUUCGCGACAUUAUGAUGUCGUCUCAGCCCUCUCCCGGCAAAAUCCACCGGUUGGAGCUCGAGAACUUCAAGUCCUACAAGGGAUUCCAAAUGAUUGGCCCGUUCUACGACUUCACAGCCAUCAUUGGGCCCAAUGGAUCCGGCAAAUCCAACCUCAUGGAUGCCAUCAGCUUUGUCCUUGGCGUCCGGACUGGACAGCUCCGUGGCGCGCAGUUGAGGGAUCUUAUUUAUGCUUUUGAUGAUAAAGAGAAGGAGCAGAGGGGCCGGAAAGCUUUUGUCAGGUUGGUUUAUCAGCUGGCCAGCGGUACUGAAAUUCAGUUCACGCGCACGAUUACUAGUGCAGGUGGCAGCGAGUACAGGAUUGAUGGCAGGGUGGCCAACUGGGACGAGUACAAUGCCAAAUUGAAAUCCCUUGAUAUCCUUGUCAAAGCCCGGAACUUUCUUGUGUUUCAGGGUGAUGUGGAGUCAAUUGCAUCUAAAAAUCCAAGAGAGCUAACUGCAUUGCUUGAGCAAAUUUCUGGUUCUGAGGAUUUUAAGAGGAGAUAUGAGGAAUUAGAAGAGGAAAAAGCUAGAGCUGAAGAAAAAAAGGCACUUGCUUAUCAGAAGAAGAAAACAGUAACUAUGGAGCGAAAACAGAAGAAGGAACAGAAAGAAGAGGCCGAAAGACAUCUUCGCUUGCAGAAGGAGCUGAAAAAGCUGAAGCAAGAGUACUUUCUGUGGCAAUUGUUGAAUGUAGAGAAUGAUGUAGCAAAAUCCACGAAGGACCUUGAAGACGAAGAAAUAAGACGAAGAGAAAUUGUUGAUCAACUGGAAAAGUACGAAAAUGAAGCAAGAGAAAAGAAGAAAAAACUAAGUGGAUACUUGAAAGAAGUUGCAUUGCAUGAGAGGAAGGCUGCUGAGAAAAAGAGUAAACUUGAUAAGAUUCAAUCUGAAGUUGUAAAAAAGAAGGAAGAAGCAUCUCGCAUCAGUUCAAAAAUUAAAAGUACGAGUAAAGAGAUAGAAAAGAGACAAGGAGAAAAGAAGAAACACGCUGAGGAGGUACAGAGACUUCAGAGAGACCUGAAGGAUAUUAAUGAUCAACUGGAUAAGUUGCGUCAGAAAAGUCACGAUGCUGGUGGGAAACUUCAAUUAGCCGACAGUGAGUUGGCGACAUAUCAUCAAAUCAAGGAAGAAGCUGGCAUGAAAACUGCAAAACUGAGGGAUGAAAAGGACGUUUUAGACAGGAAACAGAACACUGAUAUUGAAGCUCAAAAGAAUUUGGAGGAAAAUCUUCAACAGUUGGAGAAUCGGAAGCAAGAGCUGGAGUCACAAGAGAAACAAAUGCAAAGUAGAUUGGAAAGAAUUCUCGAGGCAGUAAGAAAAAACAAGGAAGAGUUAGAUUCAGCAAAGAAAGAACAACAUAAGAUGAGAGUUAGACAUGAAGAUUCCAGGCGCAAAUAUGAAAUGCUGAGGUCAAAAAUUGAAGUUGUAGAUAAUCAAUUACGUGAGCUGAAGGCUGACCGGCAUGAAAGCGAGAGAGAUACAAAAAAUUCUCAAGCAGUUGAAACAUUGAAGCGUCUCUUCCCUGGUGUUCAUGGUCGUAUGAUUGAUCUUUGUAAGCCAACACAAAAGAAAUAUAAUCUUGCGGUAACUGUUGCAAUGGGCAGAUUUAUGGAUGCAAUAGUUGUUGAAGAUGAUCACACAGGCAAGGAAUGCAUCAAGUAUUUGAAGGACCAAAGGCUUCCUCCCCAGACAUUUAUACCACUUCAAUCUGUCCGUGUGAAACCGAUAAUGGAGCGUUUACGUGCAUUAAAUGGAACUGCAAAAUUAGUGUUUGAUGUCAUCCAAUUCAAUCCAGCAUUGGAGAGGGCAAUAGUAUUUGCUGUUGGUAAUACCUUAGUUUGUGAUGUGCUUGAUGAAGCCAAGCAUCUUAGCUGGGAGGGUGAAAGAUUUAAGGUUGUGACUAUUGAUGGUAUUCUGCUGACAAAAUCGGGUACAAUGACGGGCGGUUCUAGCUCAAGUAUUGAAGUACGCUCACAUAAAUGGGAUGACAAAAGAGUUGAAGAACUGAAGAAGAAAAAAGAAGCACUUGAAUCAGAAUUGGAGGAUCUUGGUUCAAUAAGAGAUAUGCAUCUCAAGGAGUCAGAAAUAUCAGGCAAAAUAAGCGGGCUUGAAAAGAAGAUUCACUAUGCAGAAAUUGAACAGAAAAGCAUUGCUGAUAAACUUACAAACUUGAACCGUGAAAGGGACACAAUUGGAAAUGAGAUUGGUCGCUUGAAGCCUGAACUUAAGAAGUUGGAAAGUGUCAUUCGUGAAAGGGCUUCUGAAAUCCUGUCUCUAGAGAAGAGAAUCAAUGACAUUGUUGAUCGCAUCUACAAGAGAUUCAGCGAGUCUGUUGGCGUUAAAAAUAUUCGUGAGUAUGAAGAGAACCAUCUCAAAGCUGUAGAACAGAUGGCCGAGGAAAGGCUAAGCCUUCACAAUCAACAAUCAAAGAUUAAAUAUCAGUUGGAGUAUGAGCUGAAGCGGGACAUGGACUCAAGGAUUAAAAAAUUGCAGACAACACUUGCCAAGUUAAAAAAUGAUUUGUCAUUGGUUGAGGAGAGUGAGAAGGAAUUGACAUCAACAAUCGAGAUAAUAGGCAGGGAAAUUAAGCAUCACAAUGAAGUAGUUAUGGGUAUGUAAUUCAACUUUCAUAUUUGUGUUGCUUCAAAAAGGUGUUGAGUUCACUUUUCUUUGGUUUUGGAUCUUGAAGCCUUUCAUAAUGUAAAGCAAAAUUUGACUAUAUUAGCAUUUUAAAAAACAAAUACCAUUUUAAAAUGUACUCCCUCCUUCUUUAAUGAACUGUACACUUUACU